AUGCCCUGUGCAGGAAAUAUAACCACACAAUAAUUAAGAUCAACAGAAUAACGUGUUAUGUCUGAGGGUUAGACAUAGGAAACGUCUUCUGUCUGUCCAUGCAAGGGCAUAUUUUGCAUUUUUCAUCACAGCUGUUGACCAAAGAGUAUAUGCGAAAUAGUCAUCAGCAUUGUCAGUGUUUGUAGCAAUAUUUGUCAAUUAGCUGACAGACAUGGCUUCGAUGGGACUGAGAGCUUCGUAUCACAGGAUACUGGAUAAAAUCGAACGUAUGCUGCCGGCUAAAAUGAGACCUUUUUACAACCACCCAGCAGGUCCAAAGACGGUUUUCUUCUGGGCACCGAUAUUUAAGUGGGGCCUCGUAAUGGCAGGUCUGGCAGACAUGACCCGACCCGCAGAAAAGCUCAGCACUUCCCAGUCCGCAGUCCUGAUGGCCACAGGGCUGAUUUGGUCCAGGUACUCCUUGGUGAUCACCCCCAGGAACAUGAACCUCUUUGCUGUCAACUUCUUUUUGGGCACUGCAGGUGGUACCCAGCUCUUCAGAAUCUGGAGGUACAAUCAGGAGCAGAAGGAGAAGGCAGCACAGUCAUAAGCCAUGCCCUUGCCAGUCCAGUCCCAUGGGUACAGAGUGGGCCCCCACCCCCACCCCACCAGGCAUCACACCCCUACCGCCCACCCUCUUAGCGAAAUCUGGAAAAAGUACUGUGUUUUUAGAGAAUCCGCCAUUGUCAAUGGUGCAAACCCAAGGAUGGUACAGCCACAGACGCACAAAGGUGUUUAAGUGUCAUUUUACAUGACCCAUACUGUUUAUUGAUUGUACAUUUUUCAGUGGGUGAAUAAUAAUUAGUAACAUUAAUAACAAUAACAAUAACAUUUAAUACGUAAUUUAUUUAAGCUGUCCAUUGUUAUGGCUUGUUAGCAGGAAUGUUGCAAUCCCAUUUUCCGCCCUAAGAGUUCCUCAUUUAGUAUAUUUAGGAGUGAAAUGCCUGAUGCCUGCCUUUGGCUUGAUCACCCAGCACUUCUUACAGAGGUUUUGAUUAGAUUAGGUUUAGAUUGAGAUUAUGAAGGUUGUUUGUUAAUGUGUUGAUUGUUUUUUGAAUGAUGGCAGUAGAUGUAUAGAGUGCAUUCCUACACAGGAAGAUGAAGAGUUUAGCAUAAACAAUGAUCUUUCCUCAGAUUUACUUUGUUUUAUUGGCCUGUUUAUCUUAAAAGUAGUUAAGAAUAUAGUUCAAUAUUAGUUAAGAGUUUCUGUGGUUAACAGGGUGUUGGGGCUAAUGUGGUAAUGCAUUAGCGAGACAAUAAGAUGAAUUUCAAAAGUUUUAGAAUACCUAGAUGUAUCAGAAUAUUUACGGUACUUUUUAUGUCUGUUGCUUUCUUAAAUUAGUUAUGUAUUGAUUUUUACAGUG
Megalops cyprinoides (Indo-Pacific tarpon) is the source of this 1403-nucleotide messenger RNA. Its product is annotated as mitochondrial pyruvate carrier 2-like. Gene Ontology annotation, biological process: pyruvate import into mitochondria. Gene Ontology annotation, cellular component: mitochondrial inner membrane. The record is from RefSeq and is a predicted model, not a curated record. The transcript has 5 exons. Lineage: Eukaryota; Metazoa; Chordata; Actinopteri; Elopiformes; Megalopidae. Gene Ontology annotation, molecular function: pyruvate transmembrane transporter activity. Bases 212 to 589 code for a protein of 125 amino acids.